Sardina pilchardus (European sardine) is the source of this 4752-nucleotide messenger RNA. RefSeq lists its product as uncharacterized. NCBI's taxonomy places the organism in Eukaryota, Metazoa, Chordata, Actinopteri, Clupeiformes, Clupeidae. The record is from RefSeq and is a predicted model, not a curated record. The transcript has 4 exons. The coding region runs from base 31 to 4719 and encodes 1562 amino acids.
AGGGCGCAGUUUUUGAAACUGUGCGUGAACAUGGUGCAGCAUGUGACCAUGAGCUCCAUGAACGCGGUCGUUCCAGCGCUCAUGAAGCUGCUAAGGGAGGACCCACAGCAGUUCCUGGCCAGUCCAGAGACGCACUGCCUUUCAGAUUUGGAGACAGCCGGCACAUCACUCAGAUGCAAGGAAGAGGGACAGCACGUCGCAGUGCUCGAUAACACCAUGCUGAUGAACGUGGAUCCAAAAGGGAGCAGUGGUCAUACUCAGGAAGUGACAACACCUGACUCCCACCCCUCUGCUGUGGAGAGGUCCCAUCAGAUGUCAUUACUAGAUCACUUUGGUAUCACAGAGGAAGGCAUCAAACAGAGCGUCCAGGCAACCUUAAAGGAGCUGAACGUGGUGGGCUGCCGGGCAGUCAGUGAAGAGUUGACCCACUCCAUCGUAAUGGAAGCUGUCGCAUGGGUGAACACUACUCUAGCUGAGUUCAAAAAGACCGCCUCCAGUGCACCAAAGAGCUCAGCCCCUCAUGAGAUCUUCAACGCCGAGGAGUUUGUCGAGAAGAUCAGCAUGAAGCUGGAAAGUCAGAAAAGUGCAGAGGACGCAAGGCAGUGCCUUCUCUGCUGGAAGAGGUGUUCUGCUGUAUGCCCCUCUGAGGAAGACCUGGACUCAGCUCUGUCCUCAACCGUGGGUGACUCAAUGGCACUCACCAUUGGCACUAUGGAGUCGAGCUCGAGUCUGAAAAGUGCAGAGGACGCAAGGCAGUGCCUUCUCUGCUGGAAGAGGUAUUCUGCUAUGUGCCCGUCUGAGGAAGACCUGGACUCAGCUCUGUCCUUAACUGUGGGUGACUCAAUGGCACUAAUCAUUGAUACUAUUGAGUCGAGCUUGAAUGAGCAGGACGAUGAUGACUGUAUGAACAAACCUGCCAAAAGCCUGUUGUCGUCUAUAAGGCAGGCUGUGAAAGCUUUUGCAUGCCAGAGUGCGUCUCUUUCUGAAGUUUCAUUUUAUGACGAAGACAUACAGGGAGAUCAUCUUGAGUUUAUUUCACAAGUAACACUGGGCAGUCAGACUCAAUCGAAUCAACUAGGAAUGCAAGCUUUUUCCUUCUAUGAUUUCCGUCUGAAGGCCAAGAAGGCUGUGAGCAGUGUGCUAGGCAUUAAAAUGAAGGAUUUUGCCUCUGUUUCCUCAAGUCACAUGCCUGUCUCUACCACUGAUACCCCUGCCUCUGUAGACACCCCAAGAAGUAUAACUGAGCUUUCACCUGAACUCUAUUGGAAACCUGUUGAGGAGGCUGCCUCGCUGGUCAUUGAGACCUUUGUGGAAGAGAUGAAGGCAAUCGCACAGACAGCAGAAUGUGUGGAUGAAAACGAUGAAACAGCAGUUGUGAUUCAGCCUGAUGAUGCCUCAGGUAUCGAGAAGACGGCGCCUAAUGCUGAGAAGAACUCAGCCCUGUUGGCAGCUAAAAAAAUCUUUGGUAAUGUCCAGAAAACACUGGAGGACUUCUUUAUACAAUUACCCUCUAAGCUGCACCUGCACCAAGCUACGUCUGCCCCAAGCAGUGACAAAGUGUCUGACCAAAAUCCUCAGGAGCCAGGUGAAGAUCCUACCCAGGACUUCACUCAAACAGCUAGCUGUUGCAAUGAGCAGAUACCUCAGGUCCGAACAGUUAGCCAUCUGCAACUCCACCAGGUACAAAGUGAAGCAACACAGUCUGGUCACAUUGCUCUGAGUCAACCUGAGCUAGACACCUGCACAUGCAAUGUGCUACAAGGAGUGAUAGCAUCUUACCAUCAGCAGAAAGAGGUUGCUCAGCCACAGGAUACGUCACUCGAUCCAACAACAACAACGCCCGAUGAUUACGUACAGAAUGUAAUCUCCCAGCUGAGUGAUAUCACCUCUUCCUCAGUUGAGGACUUGCUCUCCAUUGUGUGCCUUCAGAAUCUGUCAAGCUCCGCAUUUCAGAGGAAUGCUUUUGACGCUGUUGUGGACGUGCUCGUCACGUCAGUCAAGAGCAACAACACUCUCCGGUCUUUUGUGUCUAGUGACAACAUAGAAGAAUAUGCCAAGCCAGAAAAUGACAAGUGCUCCUCCUCUCGGCAAGUGCCACAGGAGGCAGAGAUUAAAAAUGCAGAUGCCGCUGCCUCGGAAAUUGUUGACCAGUUUGAGAGAGACCUGCUUGAGUGCAUUGAGUCGCUCCAGUCCCUCAGAAUAUCAAGCCAAAGUGACAUGGGCUCAAUGGAACCCCUGGGAACUCUGGGUAGUGCACAGCAAAUCCCUAAGCAAGAGUUUGCCUUUGCUGCUGCAAAACUAUAUCACAACGUGCAGGUUAAGGUGAGAGAGUUUUUUGCCCGGUUGUCCUUUCAGAAGAAACAGCCCUAUACACGUUUGGAGGAAAUGUCUUCAAAUUAUGACCUAUCAAUAGGCAAUGCUGCCAGAUCUAGCUCUUUGGAUGUCACUUGGGUUACACCUGAGACAACUGACCUGGAAGACUGCACUUGUGAAGUGAUGGGAGAGCUUGUUAUGUCUGUUAAAGAGCAAAUAGCAGAAGACCAGAUGUCUUGUACUGAAGGAGAGACACCAACAGCAGGGAGUUACCUGGCAGGGAACAUCAUGCUGGAAAUCGAAAACAACUUUGUGAGUUCAGCCAGCAAACGAUGUUGUGCUGAAUUAGUUCUUUCAAUAAGUGAAAUAAUGCAGAAACUCUCAAGUGAGGACAUUCAGACAAAAGCAGUGAAACAAGUGAGCCAGGUUUUACUCAAUGCAGCCAAAAGCAGUGGAACAGCCUCUUCCCUGCCAACAGAGUCAACUGCAUCUGAUCUCGUUGGCACUGUCAUUGAAGGCAUUCAGACUCUGUUUCAGUCAACAUCAUGCGAUGCAAUGGAUAACACCAUUUCUGAUAGAGAAGGGAAAAGCAAGGGAGGUUCAUCUGUUUUGCUUGACAAGUCUCAGGUUGGGAUGGAGGCCUCUAAGGUUAAAAUCUGGUCAGCCACGAGAGAGAUGUUUAAAAGCCUACAGAGGAUGGUGAAAGAUUUUAUCACCAAUUCCCAGCUGCAUGAAUCUAAAGUCGAAGAGAAGGUAUGUGCAAAACAAGCCAUUAGCAAUGUUCUCGUUUGCAUUCAAGAAGAAGCUCCAAAUUCUGGAAUGUGGGAACAUGAUUCUGAGUAUCUCCAGCUGUUCCAUAACACGAUAAACACAAUGCUACAAAGUCUGGGAGAUGUGGACGUGCAGAGGCCUACUUCAGCUUCCUCCUUUGUUUCAAAGGGAAAGCUCUCACCUUUGCCUCAAGAGUCUUUACCUUGGGUUGUGCUCACCUCUUCUGAGAUGCCUUCCGAAUGCCCUUUCCCUAACAUCGACAUUGAUGACGAAUGUCUUGCUGGUGUCACUCGGGAUACCAUGGUUGACGUCGUGAAAGUCAUACUGGAAAAAGUUGAUGACGGGGAGACUUCUUUGUCAUAUGCCCAAGGUCUUACCUCGGUUGCACGAAGCCUUGAGAGAUCGUUGUCCAGCGGCAGUGUCAACUCAUCUUCUCGUGACCUCAUCGAUCAGAUCUAUGGUCUUUUUAUGAGGAGCAACAGCUCAACUCCGAGACAGUGUCUCUCAGACUCUGCGCUUUUGAAGCAGGGGCAGGAAAAAACAUCAGGGAUGCCUACUGCCUCUGAAAUACUUCAACUUUACAUUGAGGAGAGUGUCAGACAUCUUUUUCUCCCCUGUUUCAAACUUCCCUCCCCUUGGGGUGGUGUUAAAGGAGGCUCACAGCAACAAACGCAGACCUCAAUCUCUUGUCCAAGCAGCCUAACUGAUGUAGCAUCAGAUGCUCAGGGCAAAAUGGCCGCUCGGAAGUCCCCAUCACAAAUCCUGAGUGACACGGUGGGCCUUGUCGUUGACAUGAUGAUGAAGGAGGUGAUGAGUGGUUUGACUCGGGCACUGAGCCCAUACAGUGACCUGGAGGCUGUUGAGGAAACAUUGUGUCCAUCAAAUGUGGCGCCAACCAAAAGCUUCAGUUCAAAGCUUGCAGAGUCACAGAUGAGUGCUGAGGCCAAUGAUGGUGUCCAAAUCACCCCAUGGCCAAAGGCCUUUCCCUUGGCCACAGAUGACUACACCGGCCUUGUGACCCUACUGGUCAUUCAACUGUUGACAAAGAUAAACUAUGGAUGGUUCGCCUUUGACAUGGUCAACAAAGCCGGGGAACUCAUAGACAAGGUUGUCGCUGCGUUCAAUGCCUCUUCUGGCAUUUCAGCAACAGAACCCUACCCUGAGGACAUCAGAGAGCACAGGAUCUACAGGGCUGUCUACAGUGAUCUCCUCACCGAGUUUGGGUCUGAAACGGAUCUCCUGAAAGCCAUGGAAUCCAACCGCCCAUCGUUUCAGACAUCCAUAGUCACAUCACUUACUAAGGAGCUUCUACAGAUAUGUGACACACAACUUGAGGUUGGCUCAACUGAUCUAAGUGUCCAGCAGCCAAAGAAGGGAAAAGGAGACAGAGGGAUCCUCCAGAAGCUCAACAUUAGUGGGAAGAAUGUCCCAUCACACAGCAGAAAACAGUGGCAUUCCUCCAACAAGGAUCAGAGCACUCCCUCUGCUCUCAUAGAUUCAGUUUCAGCCAUUAUGUCUACAGCCAGUGAAACCCCAUUGAUUGAGCAACCAUCUAGACACUCACGCAGAGAUGCCCGCAAACGUCGUUUCAUCAAAAUAUUUUCUGUCCUGAGAGGCAAGACAUCUUACAGAUAAACCAUGGUACAAAUAAACCAAGUAUUCAUUUCA